Molecule: messenger RNA, 2017 nt
Organism: Elaeis guineensis (African oil palm)
Lineage: Eukaryota; Viridiplantae; Streptophyta; Magnoliopsida; Arecales; Arecaceae
Biological process (GO): regulation of DNA-templated transcription
Cellular component (GO): nucleus
Molecular function (GO): RNA polymerase II cis-regulatory region sequence-specific DNA binding; DNA-binding transcription factor activity, RNA polymerase II-specific
Source: RefSeq, a predicted model, not a curated record
GAGAGAGAGGCGGAGAGAGAGAGAGAGAGGGGUCUGCCCGCCCACACGAGCGGCUCCUUUGUUUCACCUCUCGGGCAUGCAUUCCCCAAUGCCCACAGACCCACAGCAAUCAGUCUCAAAGUGAGAGUGAAUGAGAGACGUUGUUCUCUGAUCCAAAGCUGUUUCUUUUUGUCCCCUGCUCUCGUUUUCCGGUGAGCCGUUUUGUUUUGCUCUCCUCCCUUCUUCCGCUUCCGAAUGGUCUGUUUUCUUUAAAGUUGAUCUCCGAUAGCAAAAAACCCUCGAAGAAAAAUCCUUCCUUUGUUCGUCUAAACGGCAUGGUUUGAGGUGUCUCGGAUCAAAGGUGCCUCCUUUUUUGUCCAAAUCUCAUCUUUCUGCGUCCUUGAUGAGGUUUUGAGCCUUACCAAGGUUUCUUCGGUGAAUCUUCGUCUGUUUUUGUUAAAUAGAAUCAAAACCCCUGUUCUUUUCGUUUGUUUGAUCGAUUUCGAGGAAAAAUGGGCUCCCUGAAUCCGAAAUCCGCGGCGGGGAUGGGCUUUUUCCCUCCGCCGCCGCCUCCUUCAUCUGGUCCAUUUCUUGGCGCGUCGAAUACCCAUUCGGCCGAGAGGGAGUGCCGGCCUGGUGAUAUGGGCUUUCCAUCGGAAAAGAAGCAAGGUGAGGUCUUUCAGGGUUUCAAGGGGGGACAGGGGUCUCCUGGAGAUGAGAAGAGUGAUGGAGACGAAGGAGAAGAAGGUGAGAACUCCGGUGGAAGGAGAUGCAACGAGGGUGGGCGCACAAAGAUCUCUGUCAGAUGCCAUUGGAGGCCAUCGGAGGAUGCCCGGCUUAGGGAGCUCGUCGCCGAAUAUGGCCCCCAUAACUGGAACCUCAUCGCCGAGAAGCUCGAGGGGAGAUCAGGGAAGAGUUGCAGGCUGAGAUGGUUCAACCAAUUGGACCCAAGGAUCAACAAGACAGCCUUCAGUGAGGAGGAAGAAGAGAGGCUUUUGGCUGCCCAUAAGUUCUAUGGGAACAAAUGGGCUCACAUUGCCAGGUUUUUCCCUGGGAGGACUGAUAAUUCUGUGAAGAACCAUUGGCAUGUGAUGAUGGCAAGGAGAAGGAAGGAGAUGUGCCUUGGGUAUAGGAGGAUGAAGCCCUCUGCCACCUUCCUCAACCCAAGUGUUCCAAUUCUCCCCAGGAUGGUGGAGGUGGGCAGUGGCAACAACAAUGCACACAGUGGGGAGUCCACCAUCACCACCAACAGAGAUGAGUCUGCCUCCAGUGCUCCUGGUUUGUCCCUGACAUCCAACAACAACAUGGUUAUUCCUGGUUUUGUUGACAGAUUUGGUCCCUCAGAGCUGCCGCAGCACUUUCGGUUCCUCAUGGGCUCACAUGAAAAGCCAGUGGCUGCAACAAAUGUGUGUCGUGAGAAGUUUGGCACUCCUGCUAGCUGCUUCUAUAACAGUGCACCCAUGUUGAUGGCCAUGGGUGUUCAUCAGGCUGGCCAUUCUGAAGCAACUUGUAGGGCUUCAACAACUGAAUCAGAGGCUAACCUGAGGAACAAUGCCAUUAUACAUGCUGAAAGAGAGAAUGAUGGAGAGAAGAUGACCUUGCCCCUCAUUGAUUUCCUGGGAGUAGGAGCAACAUAGAACCUUUUAUCUGGGAAAGGAAAAGGGUUUAAAGUUCAUCAACAGAAACUUUGUGUAAUGGGGUCAUAGGCCAUGUACAGAAAAUCCAAAAAAGAAAAGUGAGGGGAAAAGAGAAAAAUGGAAGAAAGGAGGAGGAGGUAGAAAAGAAGAAAGUGGAAGGAUAAGGGUUUUCCUUUUUCUUUUGUUUUUACCUUUUUAAAAUAGUAGCAGAGUUUUGGGGCAAGAAAACAUGAAGCCUCUGUUUGGCUAUGCUAUCUGGCUCUCUAGUAGUUAGUACUGUAGACCUGUUUCGAUCUGUUCCAGAUCACAUGUCUGUCAUCUAUAGACUUAACCUAUUGCAUGGAGAACUUUUUGAUUUGCCUUGAGUCAAAGAGAUUGGAGUGAUGGUUUUUAUUGGUUAA